CGCGAAAGUCAAAGCAUUUGUCGCGCUGUGAGUUCGUGUGUCCGAUUUCCUAACAUUCACGUGAAGAUGGCCGAGCCGAACGUAUCGGAAAACGUAGGUCCUUCCCUGGACACUCUGUUUGAGUUGGAUCCCCGUCUUAAACCGUACGAAACCGACUUCCGGAGGAGGUACGGGCUCUUUCAGAAGCGGCUGACGCAGCUGGAGGAGGCGGAGGGCGGCUUUGACCAGUUCUCACGCAGCUACCAGACGUACGGGGUGCGGCGCCUCCCGAACAACGGGCUCUCCUUCAAGGAGUGGGCGCCGGGAGCCGAGGCGCUCUUCCUGACCGGAGACUUCAAUAACUGGGACCCUACCUCACACCCCUACACCAAGAAAGAGCAUGGGAAGUGGGAACUGUACCUCCCGCCGAAAAAGGACAAGUCUCCAGCCGUCCCACACGAGUCCAAGCUGAAGGUGGUGGUCCAAACGCAGGAGGGGGAAAGCCUGUUCCGAAUCUCACCAUGGGCCAAGUACGUCACCAAGAGGCUGGACUCCAACACCUACGACUGGAUCCACUGGGAUCCUCUGUACCCCUACCUGCACAAACACGCGCGCCCCAAGAGACCUAGGAGCCCCCGCAUCUACGAGGCGCACGUGGGCAUCGCCUCCCCCGAGGGCAAGAUCGCCUCCUACAACAACUUCACCUCCUGCGUGCUGCCUCGAAUCCGAGACGCAGGCUACAACUGCAUCCAGCUGAUGGCGGUGAUGGAGCAUGCUUACUACGCCAGCUUCGGCUACCAGGUCACCAACUUCUUCGCCGCGUCCAGUCGUUUCGGGACCCCGGAGGAGCUGAAGCGGCUGAUCGACGUGGCGCACUCCCUGGGCAUCGUGGUCCUGCUGGACGUGGUGCACAGCCACGCCUCCAGCAACACGGAGGACGGCCUGAACCAAUUCGACGGCACGGACGCCUGCUUCUUCCACGCUGCCGCCCGCGGGGUGCACGCCCAGUGGGGCAGCCGCCUCUUCAACUACUCCAGCUGGGAGGUAAAGCGUUUCCUCUUGUCCAACCUCCGCUGGUGGAUGGAGGAAUAUCGCUUCGAUGGCUUCCGGUUCGAUGGCAUCACCUCCAUGCUCUACCACCACCACGGCAUCGGUGAGACCUUCACAGGGAAGCUCUCCGAGUACUUUGGCUUGCAGGUGGACGAGGACUGCCUGGUGCACCUGAUGGUGACCAAUCACCUCCUGCACACACUUUACCCGGACAGCAUCACAAUCGCAGAGGAUGUGUCGGGCAUGCCGGGGUUGUGCCGGGCGAUCACGGAGGGAGGGUGCGGCUUCGACUACCGGCUGGCGAUGGCCAUACCGGAUAAGUGGAUCCAGAUCCUGAAGGAGUACAGGGACGAAGACUGGAACAUCAGCGACAUCAUCCGCACUCUGACCAAUAGGAGGAAGGGCGAGCCCUCUAUCGCCUACGCAGAGAGCCACGACCAGGCUCUGGUGGGGGACAAAUCGCUGGCCUUCUGGCUCAUGGACAAGGAGAUGUACACCAACAUGAGCAGCCUGGAGCCCAUGACCGCCGUCAUCGACCGCGGCAUCCAGCUCCACAAGAUGAUCCGGCUGCUCACCCACACCCUGGGCGGGGAGGCCUACCUCAACUUCAUGGGGAAUGAGUUUGGCCACCCGGAGUGGCUGGACUUCCCCAGGAAAGGUAACGAGGAGAGCUACCUGUACGCCCGGCGCCAGUACAACCUGGUGGACCUGGAGCACCUGCGCUACCGGCAGCUGUUCGCCUUCGACCGCGACAUGAACAGCACCGAGGACAAGUACGGCUGGCUGUCCUCCGCUCCGGGCGUUGUCACCACUAAGCACGAGGGAGACAAGGUGAUCGUCUUUGAGCGAGCCAACGUGGUCUUCAUCUUCAACUUCCACCCAACCGUGAGCUACAAGAACUACAGAGUGGCAGUGGGGUCUCCAGGAAAAUACACCAUUAAGCUGGACUCAGACGACCUGCAGUAUGGGGGCCACGGCCGGCUGGAGCACAGCACUGAGUUCUUCACCGAGACGGUGCACUUCAAGAGCUUCCCCAACUCCAUGCUGGUGUACCUGCCCUGUAGAACAGCCCUUGUACUGGCCAAUGAAGAGCUUGAUUACUGCUAUUAAAGGCGGUGGCUUCGUGGAGCUGAGGAUCCUGGGAAACAUGAAGAGCAGCAGUGUGCUGUGAAGAUUAUCAAGUGGAGAGCCUGGUGGCUAAGAAGGCAGCCUCUAUAAAUGUCACUCAGCAUCACCCCGCCCACUCCCCGCCCCACCCACUCAGUGAGCACUUUAUUAGGUAUUUAUUAGACUUUUCUGCUACUGUAGCCUCUCCACUUAGAGUUAAUGGUGCGUUGUGUGUUCAGAGAUGCUCUUCUGCAUACCACUGUUGUAAUGCGUGGUUAUUUGUGUUACUGUCACCUUCCUGUCAGCUUUGACCAGUCUGGCCCUUCUCCUCUGACCUCUCAUUAAUAAGUUUUUGCCUGCAGAACUGCUGCUGACUAGAUGUUUUUUCUUUUUCGCACCAUUCUCUGCAAACUCUAGAGACUGUUGUGCUUGAAAAUCACAGAAGAUCAGGAGUUUAUGAGAUACUCAAACCACCCUGUCUGGCACCAACAAUCAUUCCACAGUCAAAGUCACUUAGAUCCCAUUUCUUCCCCAUUCUGACAUUUGGUCUGAGCAACAGCUGAACCUCCUGACCAUGCCUGCAUGCUUUUAUGCAUUUAGUUCCUGCCACAUGAUUGGCUGAUUAAAUAUUGCAUUAACAAGCUGGUGUACAGGUCUGCCUAAUAAAUUGCUCACUGAGUGUAUAUGCUAUAUUUGAAAGUGGCCAUACUUUCUGUGUUUGCCCAUAUACUGUGAAGUGUCAUAUAUUCUUCAGUAUAUUUCAUUUGUGUAAAAGAUUCUUCUAACUGUAAUGCUGUGUCCCAAAUAUGCUUUUGCAGUGUUUCUUUCUUCCUUUUGUGUGCCUCUCUCUCACUUGACAGAGCAUAGAAUUUGAGUAUCUCCGUCUCUGAAAUUACUUCUCUGGAGCAAGUGAUCCUAGACCAAUAUGUGAAACAACUGUCACAUUCAUGUAUAUUAGGAACUAGCCUUAACACUGUUUUAUUUAGUAGAGAAAGUGUGUAUAAUUCCCGUAGGAAAGGUCUUGAAAUGUAUGAUGUAAGCAUGUCCAAUAGUGUGGUUUUUGUCUGUUUUUAGAAAAGACAGGCACAUUUUUGAAGGAUUACAUUAACACAUGCUACAUUUAUUUAGUUUAUUCAUUUUUGAAGCAAUAUCUGAAUAGUUGAGUCAUCUUCACAAGUCUUUCUAUGAAAGUAGAAUAAUUGAAAAUAAAAUAUGACAAAUGAUAGUA
Molecule: messenger RNA, 3364 nt
Organism: Conger conger (European conger)
Lineage: Eukaryota; Metazoa; Chordata; Actinopteri; Anguilliformes; Congridae
Product: 1,4-alpha-glucan-branching enzyme-like
Exons: 16
Coding region: 67-2139 (690 amino acids)
Biological process (GO): glycogen biosynthetic process
Cellular component (GO): cytoplasm
Molecular function (GO): hydrolase activity, hydrolyzing O-glycosyl compounds; cation binding; 1,4-alpha-glucan branching enzyme activity
Source: RefSeq, a predicted model, not a curated record